Pelodiscus sinensis (Chinese soft-shelled turtle) is the source of this 1527-nucleotide messenger RNA. RefSeq names its product transmembrane protein 116 (gene TMEM116). Gene Ontology annotation, biological process: adenylate cyclase-activating G protein-coupled receptor signaling pathway. Gene Ontology annotation, cellular component: plasma membrane. Lineage: Eukaryota; Metazoa; Chordata; Testudines; Trionychidae. The record is from RefSeq and is a predicted model, not a curated record. Gene Ontology annotation, molecular function: G protein-coupled receptor activity.
CAAGGGGCUGCCGGCGCCGGAUGGCUCUCGCAGCGCAGACAGCCGGGCUCAAUGUCACCCGGCUGGACCGGGACUGGCAGGAGGUUUAUUCCUCUAUACAAUGGAUACAGUUUGUCAUGGCCACUUUAAGUGUUAUAGGUUCCAGCUCAAUUAUUGCCUAUGCUGUCUUCCAAAAUGUGGUGAGAUCCCCAGAGGUGCGUCCUCUCUUCUACCUGAGCCUCUCUGACCUGUUUUUGGGGAUGUGCUGGCUCAUUGGAGCACUUCUCUAUACCACCCCCAGCACAAAUCAAGAUGUUGUCUGCUAUAAUCUUCAAACAACUGGUCAGAUAUUUUAUGUAGCGUCCUUUCUGUACACUGUCAACUAUACUUGGCAUCUGUACAUGGAUUUAAAGGUGAAAUACAAUCAGAACCUGUACAGCAUACCCCCCCACGUUUUAGAUUAUGCAAAUCGCAUUGGCCGAAUAGCAACAAUUUUGUCCAGCUUGAUCCCUUUCCUCUUAAUGGUUCCUGUGUUUUGUCUGGGCAACACCCAUAAUUGCUACCAGAACUUCAGCCAGAAACAUGGGUGUCUCUUGAUGCACACAGAAACUGCCAUGCUCAUUGGCCAACUGCAAAACCACUGCGGUUCUGUUUGUUUUGUGAUGUAUUUCUAUGGCAUUGGAGUCUUCCUGAUCGCCUUCUUGAUCAGCUUCAUCGCCAUUAUGGUUCUUCUCAUCAAAGCCCGAGCUUUGUACAAAAGGUUCAUAAACUCAACAGGAUUCCUGGGCGAUCAGCAAUGGGCAAUGAUAAAAAUAGUGGAACAACGAGUAGUGUUCUACCCUAUUGCUUUCUUCUGUUGUUGGGGCCCAGCCGUUAUCCUUGGAAUAGUGAAGUUGACUGUAUCAGUGAACAGCAGAAUCUACAUGGCUCUUUAUAUUCUUCAGGCUCUAACAGCGGCUUCUCAGGGGCUGCUGAACUGCAUCGUUUAUGGGUGGACCCAGCACAUGUUCCGCUGCAUGAAACGCAAAGCUUGCCGUGACGUCGACACUCAGACACCUCUCUUACGUUCCCAGAAGAAGCACUAUGCCAGCACAUUUCAUGCCAGCACCCAAGACGCCACUGUAUCUACAUCCACGGUGUUGUGACAACGCUCCGCCGAGCAAGGAAGGAAUGGGCAGCCUGAGAGGCAGCAUACAGAGCCAAUCAGCUCACUUGCUUGUUCUGAACUGUUUUGUGAGUAAUAGGCACACAGAGCUAGGAUAAGGCUAACAAAACCUGAGCACAUCCAGAUGGAAAUCAGCUGCUUUCUGUGAAGAUCAUAAUUUAUUUUAUAGUUUUUAUGGAUUUUUCAUGGAUUAUUUUACCUUUAUAAGCCAUUCUGUACAGUUUUUUCCUUAUGAAAACAUCCCCAGAAUUUGCUGGGAAUUGUAGGUCAGAAACCCUUUACAGCUCCAAAAAGACCUUUUUCAUAAGAGUAGAUAACCAGGAAGUGUUUUUCUUACCUCAGUGAUUAUCAGAUAUUUGUAAUUACAAAUGCACAAUAAAGAC